This is a messenger RNA of Salvia hispanica, 871 nucleotides long. Its product is annotated as fasciclin-like arabinogalactan protein 9. Gene Ontology annotation, cellular component: plasma membrane. The record is from RefSeq and is a predicted model, not a curated record. Gene Ontology annotation, biological process: plant-type secondary cell wall biogenesis. NCBI's taxonomy places the organism in Eukaryota, Viridiplantae, Streptophyta, Magnoliopsida, Lamiales, Lamiaceae.
CCACAAACCUCACUCCUUUGCCUCCUCCACCACCACAAUGUCGCCGCUCCUCCUCCUCCUCCCCCUCCUCCUCCUCGCCCCCUCGGCCCGCGCCCAGUCCGCCCCCGCCCCAGCCCCCUCCGGCCCCAUCAACAUCACCGCGGUCCUCGAAAAGGAGGGGCAAUACACCCGCUUCAUCCACUUCCUCAACGUCACCCAAGCCGGGGACCAGCUCAACAACCAGCUCAACAACUCCCGCGAGGGCAUGACCCUCUUCGCCCCGACCGACAACGCCUUCCAGAACCUCCCGCCGGGGGCUCUCAACGACCUGAGCCCCCAGCAGCAGGUCCAGCUGGUGCAGAACCACAUCUGCCCCAAGUACUACUCGCUGACCGACCUCCUGUCGGUCAGCAACCCCGUCAGGACGCUGACCACGGGCCAGAAGGGCGGCGUGUUCGGCCUCAACAUCACCGGGCAGAACAACCAGGUGAAUGUGAGCACCGGGGCCGUGGUGGCCCCGGUGUACAACGCGGUGAGGAAGGACUUCCCCCUCGCGGUGUACCAGGUGGACAAGGUGCUGAUGCCGCGGUUCGACGAGGCCGGGGACGAGGACAAGAAGGCGCCCACCGCGGCGCCCAAGGGAGGGGAGGCGGACGGCGGGGACGCGACGGCGCCGUCGACGCAGAGCCCGGACGGGAAUGGGGCCGGGAGGAUCGGAUUCGUGGCGGCGUUUUGGGUGAUGUGCAUGGGAUUGGUGUUGUGAUUUUGGGGAUGAGUUUUUUUGGUUUCUUAAAUUGAUUAUGGUGGUGUUUUUACUUUUUUCUUUUAAAUAAUUAUUUGGUUGGUUGAUGUUAAAUUGUUUUAUUUGAUUCGAUUCUGAUUUGUGGUUUCA